GGCCUCGUCUGCAUCUCGUGGCGAGGGGCUGAGGGGAGCAUUCGGCGAUCGGCUGAGCGGGUGCCCGGCGGGUUGACUGAAUCGUCGCGUGUGUGUGCGUGGGCGCGUGGCAACCGAGCGGGCCGGCGAGGCAGCCGCGGCCACCGACACCAGCCGCCAUGGAGGACGGCCACACCAGGACCGUCCAGGAGGUGGAGCGUUUCUUCAACGUGGACGCCGAGCGCGGUCUGGGCGACGACCAGAUCAAGCGCAACCAGGAGAAGUAUGGACCGAACGAGCUACCGGCGGAAGAAGGGAAGUCACUUAUGGAGCUGAUCCUCGAGCAGUUUGACGACUUGCUCGUGAAGAUCCUCUUGUUAGCCGCCAUCAUCUCAUUUGUGUUAGCCAUAUUCGAAGAGCACGAGGACUCGACCGAAGCCAUCACUGCCUUUGUGGAGCCGUUUGUAAUCCUGCUGAUCCUGAUCGCCAACGCCAUCGUCGGAGUAUGGCAGGAGCGGAACGCCGAGAGUGCGAUCGAGGCGCUGAAGGAGUACGAGCCCGAGAUGGGCAAGGUGGUGCGCUCGAACAAGGCCGGCGUGCAGAUGAUCCGUGCCCGUGAGAUUGUACCCGGCGACAUCAUCGAGAUCUCCGUGGGCGACAAGAUUCCGGCUGACCUUCGUCUGAUGAAGAUCUUCUCCACCACGCUGCGCAUCGACCAGUCGAUCCUCACCGGCGAGUCGGUGUCGGUGAUCAAGCACACUGACCCCGUGCCGGACCCGCGCGCCGUCAACCAGCGUGACUCCGGGGACACGGCCAACUCGGAGAGUAAGGCCAAGGCCAUCAUCCAGGACAAGAAGAACAUCCUGUUCUCGGGCACGAACGUGUCGGCCGGCAAGGCGCGCGGCAUCGUGAUCGGCACCGGCCUGAACACGGCCAUCGGCCAGAUCCGCACCCAGAUGGCCGAGACGGAGGAGAUCAAGACGCCGCUGCAGCAGAAGCUGGACGAGUUCGGAGAGCAGCUGUCAAAGGUGAUCUCGAUCAUCUGCGUGGCCGUGUGGGCCAUCAACAUCGGCCACUUCAACGACCCGGCGCACGGCGGCUCCUGGAUCAAGGGCGCCAUCUACUACUUCAAGAUCGCCGUGGCGCUGGCCGUGGCCGCCAUCCCCGAGGGCCUGCCGGCCGUCAUCACCACGUGCCUGGCGCUGGGCACGCGCCGCAUGGCCAAGAAGAACGCCAUCGUGCGCUCGCUGCCGUCGGUGGAGACGCUGGGCUGCACGUCCGUCAUCUGCUCGGACAAGACGGGCACGCUCACCACCAACCAGAUGUCCGUGUCGCGCAUGUGCGUGUUCGCCACCGAGUCGAGCGUGCUCGAGUUCGACGUGACCGGCUCCACGUACGAGCCCGUCGGAGACAUCUUCAUGGGCGGCGCCAAGGCCAAGGUGGCCGAGUACGAGGUACUGCAGGAGCUCGCCACCAUCUGCGCCAUGUGCAACGACUCGUCGAUCGACUACAACGAGUUCAAACACUGCUUCGAGAAGGUGGGCGAGGCCACCGAGACGGCGCUGGUCGUGCUGGCCGAGAAGAUCAACCCGUACGGCCUCUCCAAGACGGGCCUGAGCCGGCGCGAGGCCGCCAUCGUCGUCAAGCACGACAUGGAGUCCAAGUGGAAGAAGGAAUUCACGCUGGAGUUCUCGCGCGACCGCAAGUCCAUGUCCUGCUACUGCACCUCGCUCAAGCCCACCCGGCUGGGCAGCGGCGCCAAGAUGUUCUGCAAGGGCGCGCCCGAGGGCGUCAUCGACCGUUGCACACACGUGCGCAUCGGCACCACCAAGGUGCCGCUGACGGCGGCCAUGAAGAACAAGAUCUUGGACCGGACGCGCGAGUACGGCGUCGGCCGCGACACGCUGCGCUGUCUGGCGCUGGCCACCAUCGACACGCCCAUGAAGCCGGAGGACAUGAACCUGGUCGACGCCACCAAGUUCGCCUCGUACGAGGUCAACAUGACGUUCGUCGGCGUCGUUGGCAUGCUGGACCCGCCGCGCAAAGAGGUGGCCGGCGCCAUCCGGCGCUGCCGCAAGGCCGGCAUCCGCGUCAUCGUCAUCACCGGCGACAACAAGGGCACGGCGGAGGCCAUCUGCCGGCGCAUCGGCGUGUUCGCCGAGGAUGAGGACACCACCGGCUUGUCGUACUCGGGCCGCGAGUUUGACGACCUCUCUGUGGAGGAGCAGAGCGCCGCCUGCGCGCGCGCGCGCCUCUUCUCGCGCGUCGAGCCGUUCCACAAGUCGAAGAUCGUCGAGUACCUGCAGGGCAUGGACGAGAUCUCUGCGAUGACGGGCGACGGUGUGAACGACGCGCCGGCGCUGAAGAAGGCCGAGAUCGGCAUCGCCAUGGGCUCGGGCACGGCCGUGGCCAAGUCGGCCUCGGAGAUGGUGCUGGCCGACGACAACUUCUCGUCGAUCGUGGCUGCCGUCGAGGAGGGUCGCGCCAUCUACAACAACAUGAAGCAGUUCAUCCGCUACCUCAUCUCAUCCAACAUCGGCGAGGUCGUGAGCAUCUUCCUGACGGCGGCGCUGGGCGCUCCCGAGGCUCUGAUCCCCGUCCAGCUGCUCUGGGUCAACCUGGUGACGGACGGCUUCCCGGCCACGGCGCUCGGCUUCAACCCUCCCGACCUGGACAUCAUGGACAAGCCGCCGCGCUCCUCCAAGGAGACGCUCAUCACGCGCUGGCUGUUCUUCCGCUACAUGUGCGUCGGCAGCUACGUGGGCGCGGCGACGGUGGGCGCCGCCGCCUGGUGGUACAUGCUGUCGCCGUCCGGCCCCCACCUCAGCUACUACCAGCUGACGCACCAUCUGCAGUGCCUGGGCGGCGGCGACGAGUUCCACGGCAUCGACUGCGCCGUCUUCAACGACCCGCACCCCAUGACCAUGGCGCUCUCCGUGCUGGUCACCAUCGAGAUGCUGAACGCGCUGAACUCGGUGUCGGAGAACCAGUCGCUGCUGGUGAUGCCGCCCUGGCAGAACUUCUGGCUCAUCGCCGCCAUCUUCCUGUCCAUGUCGCUGCACUUCAUGAUCCUCUACGUGGACAUCUUGUCGACCAUCUUCCAGAUCUGCCCACUCAGUUUGGAGGAGUGGAUCGCCGUGCUGAAGAUCUCGCUGCCCGUUCUGUUUAUGGACGAAACGCUGAAGAUGGUCGCUCGCAAAUACGCUGACGUGCUGGGAUGCUAAGCAAGUCCCCGUGCAGAACGAGUCCCGUGAAUGGUAAACCUCGACCGCCGCUCCCAUCAACUGGUGGUCGUCCAGCGAGACGUCCCGCGGCUGCUGCCAGCCGCCUGGGAUAGCGAGUGAAAGGGAGCGAAACAGAGGGAAGAGAGAGAGAGAGAGCGAGAGCGAGAGAGUGGGUCGGACAGACCAGGCACCCGCAAGGUCUGACGACGAACAGACCCCUUCCGCGGUACGGAGCCGCACGCGUGCGUCAGAUGGCGCUAGAGUCUGCGCGAUAGGUGGUGUCACCGGCACCAAGCUUCGCCCAGCGGGGCCCAGAUGUCGCCGUCGUCGCGUCCGCCGCCGCCCGUGAGUCCUGUACAUACGCCACACUGGCGCGCGUGUAAAUACGGUUGUUAUCCUGUAGAUGGGUCUUCGUGUCUAGUCAUGUGAGUACAACCCGGUUCUGUUGUCUCCGAAAUAUGCUCAAACCUGGCCGACGUAUUCCCCGCGGGACGGGGGGAGGGGAGGGGGCGGCCGCGGGGCACGAGGGGACCGGGUGGCGGAGGGGCGGCGCGGGCCGCAGGCCCGCCGCCUCCGGGAGGUGGGGCCUGCUGCCUUCGCCCCCCGACGGUGGCCCGCCCGCCCCCGCGGUCCGCCGUCGUAGGCAGUUAAAAUGAACCGAUGUAUAACACGUUAUAAUUUGGGAGUUUUAAUAGAAUUUAUGAUUUUAUACGCAUCGCGCUGUUGGGAAUAGAAACGAAAAUGUGGGGAAUGCUGCGUUUUUAUGUGCGUGGUUUGGAGCCGAGCCGGAAUAAGGUAAGAAGGCAUUCAAUGACACUGCCAUCCUCGUCAUCGUUGUUUGCAGAACGGCAGCUAUUCAAAGACGGUUCAAAACAACAUCGGCCUUGAAACAGGGGCCGCAAUAUAUUUACUCGCUGAAGUUGCAAGUGGCAAGCGACGGAUCAGUGGCAUGUGAGCAUUUUUGGUGGCAUUAUAACCAACCAUAA
Molecule: messenger RNA, 4189 nt
Organism: Pollicipes pollicipes
Lineage: Eukaryota; Metazoa; Arthropoda; Thecostraca; Pollicipedomorpha; Pollicipedidae
Product: calcium-transporting ATPase sarcoplasmic/endoplasmic reticulum type-like
Exons: 18
Coding region: 159-3203 (1014 amino acids)
Biological process (GO): calcium ion transport
Cellular component (GO): membrane
Molecular function (GO): P-type calcium transporter activity; ATP hydrolysis activity; ATP binding
Source: RefSeq, a predicted model, not a curated record